UCUCCUAACGCAUCUCUUCUAAUCCGCUGCGCACGUAGCUUUCUAACGCCACGCCAUACUCCCCUUCGCAUUCCCUUGCUCUUCUACUCCAUUGAUGCUACUCCGUUUUUCUCUUUUACUCUUUCUCCUCCUAGUUAUUAUUACCUAACUAUGGCUUCGGAAUCAUGGCUUAGAAAAUUCAAAUCCGCCGCAGCCAUAAACCUAGCCGACCUCUUCCAUCCCAAGGGAAAUGUCUCAAUCCUCGCCUUCGAGAUUGCCGGCCUUAUGUCGAAGCUUCUUCAUCUCUGGCGCUCCCUCUCCGACGACAGUCUCAUCUGCCUCCGCAACGAGACCAUUACACUUCCUGGCGUUCGCAAGCUCGUUUCAGAUGACGAUGCCUUUCUAAUCGCCCUCGCAUGCGCAGAGCUCAUGGAUGGAGUUCGCUCCGCCGCGGCCUCCACAUCUGAUCUUUGUCGCCGCUGCGCCGACCCAGCUCUGCGCCAGUUCUUCUGUCUGUUUAAGGACUUCAGUGAUUCCGGCAGCGACCCGUUCCGCUGGGUGAUGACUUGGAAAGAAAUGCAGGCAAAGGCAAAGAAGAUGGAGGGAUAUGUCGCUUCUGCGGCCGCGUUAUAUAAAGAGAUGGAUGAGCUCGCCGAAGCGGAUCGCGGCCUGGGAAGGCCUUCGAAAGCCGAGCAGUUUUUCUUGAAAAGGCGGCGACUAAAAAAUCUGAAGCAUAGCUCUCCGUGGUCCUCUACCUUCGACUGUGCCGUUUCCCUCCUCGUCCGCUCAAGCUUCACAAUCCUCGCAAGAAUAAAGCAUGUCUUUGGCAUCCCUCCAAUUACCCAAACUAACUCCACCUUCAUCUCCGCAACCGUCCACCCAGAGACACCUCCGCCGGCAGCAACUCCAGCAUCCAUCAUUGCCACAAGCACAGCCGCCCUAGUGCCGCCACCAACAACAGUGGGCGCGGCGUGCUUAGCCCCACACUACGCGAAGCUAAUUGUGCAACUGGAACGAAGGAUCCAAGCGCCGAGUAAGCUAGCAGAUGGCAGAGACGAGAUGUAUGGAAUGAUGACUGCGAGGUUGCGGACAAUGGUGAGGAGGAGAUUGCGGGGGUUGGGAAGGGAUCUACCGAGAGACGUUGAGCUGGCGGCAGAGUGGACCGCAACGAUAAAGGAGAUUAUGGAUUGGUUGGGGCCGGUGGCGCACUGGACGUUGAGGUGGCAUGGGGAGAGGAGUUUUGAGCGGUGGAGCGCGGGGGCGGUGAUUCGAAUAAAUGUGCUUGUUUUUCAAACGCUUUAUUUUGCUAAUAGGGAGAAGGUGGAGGCGGCGAUUGUGGAAUUGCUGGUUGGGUUAAAUUAUAUUUGGCGGUUCGAGAUGGAGGUGCGCGGCAAGUGCAUGAGCUUAUAGCAGGAUUCUCAUGAUCCUGUGGGGAGAUUGGGGAGAUUUUGUGAAAGUUGCUAGUUUGUUGAUUUUAGGGAUUCGUAUGGGGGUGAUGAAAGUUGCUAGUUUGUGGAUUUUGUUCAUCGAUAUUAUUAAUUUGAU
Molecule: messenger RNA, 1524 nt
Organism: Phalaenopsis equestris
Lineage: Eukaryota; Viridiplantae; Streptophyta; Magnoliopsida; Asparagales; Orchidaceae
Exons: 2
Coding region: 151-1389 (412 amino acids)
Biological process (GO): positive regulation of growth
Source: RefSeq, a predicted model, not a curated record